AGCCCGCCUUCCGGACGGCCGGGGCAGGGGGGAGAGAGAGACCCCGCGUCGGGCCCGGGGCGGCGGGACGGCGGCCUCCGGGGCAGUGCCGCGGCCCGUGCCCUGUGGCGCCCCGGCGAGCGCGGGACACCGAGGAACGCGGGCGUUCGGCUGAGCGCCGGGAGGGGGGCCGCGGGCCAAGGGCGGGGCGAACCACGGCACGGCCGCCCGCAGCCGGGGAUCCAGCCGCAGCGAGGGCUGAGGGCGCGGUGGGCUGCCCACGGCCUGUUCAGGCACUCUGACUCCCUCGUCCAGGGCUUGGGCUGAGCACUCACAGGAUGGACUGUCGACUCCUCCACAGGCGCUGAAGUGACUCUGUUAACGCUGGCUGUGAGCCGAGGCAAUACUUCUGCUCAGAGAAAAAGGUUUAGAGAAACAUGGAACUUGAAAGAAUCAUUCGAGAGACGCUGACAUGCUUCAUCCAGUCCCACAUCCCUGCAGCAGACCUCAGUGGCAUGGAUGAUGUUUUCUUCUCUUACAUCACGGGUGUCCUGGAAGAGCUGGGCUCGCCAGAGUGUUCUGAGGAGACUUUUGACAUGGACACCUUUGUGGAAAUGAUGGAGGCUUAUAUUCCUGGUUUUGCAGCAAUCCCCAGUGGAGAUGUUUGUGAAAUGAUGUUCUCACUCUCAGAAAGGCUCGGUGAAGCUCGCAACAAAGAAAAACCUGGCCAAAAGGCUGUGGAAAGCAGGAGUGAAGCACCCUCUGAAGACCUGCCCAAGGGCCAGGAGCCUGGAGCUGUAGCCUGCAACGGGGAGAGGCUGUGCACUGCAGCAGACGGAGCCAGGGCGCAGGAAAAUGAUGACCUGAAGGAUGGCGUGGAGCUGCUACUGGAGAUGUUCCCAGCCUGUACCAUGAGCCAGGCAGAGAAGGCACUCGCCAUGGCCUUGGGAAACUUGGAGGAGGCAGUGCAGUUAAUCGUGGAGGAGAAGGUGGAAAUUGGCCCAGCAGGUGCAAGUGUGAAGGAACUGGCCCGGCCCCGCAGAGCACCCAACCACGAGGAACUGAAACAGGUUAUCCUAGAGAAAUACAUGAUGGUGGACAGUGCAGACGACCAGAAAACACACCGGCCAGCUCCACCCAAAGAGGCUCCCAAGAAGCUGAUCCGCUACAUCGAUAACCAGGUGGUGAGCACAAAAGGAGAGAGGUACAAAGACAUCAAGAAACCUGAGAGUGAGGAGAUGAAGAGAACCUACAUCAGUCUCAAACCAGCCAGGAAGUACAAGUUCCACUGACAGCCAGGUCCUCCUGCUCCUCAGCCUCCACCUCGCCAGCCAGGCCCAGCAGGAUGGGCACGUGGCACUAGGGAUGAGGGGAUUCCUCCACCUGCCACUAACCUGGGAGCCAGGACACUGCUUUCAGCUUCCUCAACUAACCCAGCUGACAAGGAGGAGACUCCCUUCCUGUAGCUGUCCCUCUGCCCCCAGAGGCACUCUGCAGGGGCUCUCUGGGGCUCGAGCAUUCUCUGCUAUUCCUUGCAUGGGACAUUUUUAGAUCCAAGAGUGGCUUGUGCCUUUGCUGCAAGCUUUUUACAAGUCUGUGUGCACUGUUGCUUAGUUGAGUGCCAGCAUUAAUAAAGGUGAUGUGAGUUGGUGUGUAGUUCGGCCAGAGCAUGCACAUGGCAGGUACCACCUCGAGUCCCUCUUGGGGCCAAAGACAGGAGCAGGGUCAUCCUCUCUUCCUUUAAUUACUCUCUCCAUUACAUUAAAAGAUGUGGCUGCUGUUGGGUUCACCACCUAGCAGAUACCAGGGCUGAGGCUGAACUCCAGACCAGAGCUGAGCAACCCCUGCCAGCACAACCUGCUGCACUCCAUGAGCUCCAGCUAACAGCACAGCCAGGGCUGCUGCUGCUUCUCACCCCUGCUGCCUGCCUGAGCUCCAGCCAUGCCCAACGGAGCAGCAGCCUGGGUGCUACCGAAAUGUCAAGUCAGGAGCUGGAAGAAACCAGUGGCAACAACCAACUGUUUUCAUGGCAUGCUGCCCACACCAGGGCCGUGCCAGGCUAGCCAGUGGCCAUGGGCUCGAGCUGGGCUCACUCUGCCCUCCUGCCAGGGCUCAGAGGGACCUGCCCUCUCCCAAGAGGAGGGCUGGAGGCUUUUCUCCUUUCUGCUCCAGCUGGCCUGGUUUGUUCCACAGCUCUGCUGGCAUGCCCUGCACAGCCACCUCAGGGGACAGUCGCCAUCAAACGCUCUCCUGCCCUCUGGACAGCUGCCACUUAGAGAUUUAAAAUACAACAAAUGAUAAACCCUGUCUAUCAGCUGACCUGACCAAGGCCUGUUCAGCACCAUGGUGUUCUGCAGCUCCCUUGCUCUCUCCACACCACUGCAGAGGGAGUUACUUUCCCCAGAGGCACCAACAAAGCCCACUCACAAACAGCCCCAGAGGGAAGCGUGAGCCACACGCAGGGCAGCCUCGCCAGCAGGACCGACCUCUCCCUCUGCGUGUCUCAGCAGCAGCCGGCCCCGUGGCCUCCCACCAUCCCAACAGCCCCCCCUCCCCAGCAGCAGCAGGUCUAGAUCUGGAGGUUGAUGAAAGGGGCAAAGCCAACCACAUCCUGCAGGAGAACGAGAGCCCUCUGCAGCGGAGGCUCCACGUCCAGCUCCACGCCGCGGCUGCGGAGGAUGCUCAGGCUGGACUCGGCCACGUUGUGGCAAUGCUUCACCUUCAGUGAGCGCAGUUUGGGGCAGUACUCAGCCAGGACUCUGCCAGGAAAGAGAGCACAGGCAGGUUGCAAGCCAGUACACCAUCCAUCCUCUCUAGUGCCAGCAGCCUGGCGCUCACGUGUGUGCCACACACCCCCCAUCCCGUGGAAGCAGCAUCCACUGGUCCGAGAGAAACUGGAGGACGUGGUCGGAUGCCAGGCCCACCCUCCAUGACACACCAGGAAGCUCGCUGUUGGUAGCACACAGUGCCUCUCCUGAAGGGCCUGGCCGGCAGCUUCUCCCUCAGACCGAGCUCCGAUUGCUUUCAACAUGAAGAGAUCUGACUUUUCUCUCCGUUCCUCCUCCUCUCCCCGCCCCAGACACCUGCUGUCCCCACCCUGCCUCUCUGUGUCACUCAGUACCUGAUGGAGUCAUUCUUGACCCGCAGACAGCCCGUGAGGUCCAGGUGCUCCAGCUCGGGGCAGCACUUGGCAAUCUCCUCGACCGCCACGUCGCCCACAUUGGCGUUGACGGCCAGCGACAGCGACUUGAGCCUGCCACACUUCUGCGCCAGGUAGCAGAUGGCCUCGUCCUUCAGCUGGCGGCACGCCGUGAGGUCCAGGGCCUCCAGCGCCUUGCAGUGGUCGGCCAGGCUGCGCAGGGCCAGGCUGUCCACCCACUCGCAGUGCGCCAGGGAGAGGCGGCGCAGGCCGGGGCAGCUCAGCGCGAUGGCCACCAGCGCGUGCCGGCUCAGCUGCGCGCAGCCCUUCAGCUGGAUCUGGUGCAGGUGGUGGUUCUGCCCGAUGACCGGCAGCAGCUCCCGGUCCGUCAGCCAGUCGGAGCAGCUCUGCAGGGCCAGCUGCUGAAGUACUGCGUUGUCCUUCAGCAGGUUAACGAAGGCGGCUCGAGGGAUGGCGGGUCCGAUCUGUGUGGGGAACCCACGGAGAAUGAGGCAGCCUCAUCCUCACCAAAAAGCUCUCCCCUCCUCUCUUC
Molecule: messenger RNA, 3671 nt
Organism: Colius striatus (speckled mousebird)
Lineage: Eukaryota; Metazoa; Chordata; Aves; Coliiformes; Coliidae
Gene: CUEDC2
Product: CUE domain containing 2
Exons: 10
Coding region: 417-1271 (284 amino acids)
Molecular function (GO): ubiquitin binding
Source: RefSeq, a predicted model, not a curated record